Molecule: messenger RNA, 935 nt
Organism: Nematolebias whitei (Rio pearlfish)
Lineage: Eukaryota; Metazoa; Chordata; Actinopteri; Cyprinodontiformes; Rivulidae
Gene: malsu1
Product: mitochondrial assembly of ribosomal large subunit 1
Exons: 4
Coding region: 77-757 (226 amino acids)
Biological process (GO): negative regulation of ribosome biogenesis; negative regulation of translation
Cellular component (GO): mitochondrion
Molecular function (GO): ribosomal large subunit binding
Source: RefSeq, a predicted model, not a curated record
CGCUUCCUGUUUUGAGACCUUCAGAGUCUCGUGUACAGUUAGCCGAUAGCGGGGACUUAUUCUGCGUGUUUAAAUCAUGAAUAUUCUUUCUCGCUCUCGGUUACUAUUAUCAGUUUGUAGACAUUACAGUUUAUUAGAAGGAACAGGUGUUUUAAGACGUGUCACUUCGUUAAAUAAAGCCCGGGGCUGUAGCUAUUUAACUACGUGCCAACAACAAUGGCGUUACGCAGCUUCACUCCGGUGUUUCUCUGAAGCCAACAGAAGUUUCUCUGACAGCAGUGAAAGUAGUCAGUCAGAUAACACGGGGACUACUGAGGAGAGACCGAAUAUAAUGGAAAAUCUCGGCUCCUCAGAGUCUUUCACACUGGAUGUCCUGGUGUCUCUGCUGCGUCAGGAGAACGCUGUGGACCUCUGUGUGAUUAAAGUCCCGGACCAUAUCAACUAUGCAGAUUACUUCAUUGUUGUUAGUGGUUUAUCUCCAAGACACAUCCAUGCCAUGGCUUUUUACGCACUCAAAGUGUACAAAUUUCUGAAGAAAGAAAAAGAUGCAAAUGUGAAGAUUGAAGGAAAGGAUUCAGAAGACUGGAUGUGCAUUGACUUUGGUAAUGUUGUUGUUCACUUCAUGCUGCCAGAGACCAGAGAACUGUAUGAACUGGAAAAACUCUGGACUCUUCGUGCCUACGAUGAACAGCUGCAGAAAAUCCCAAUUGAGACGUUGCCAGAAGAUUUUAUUCUGGAUCUUGAACUCACAAAGUGACCAAACACUUAAUCAGCCCAGAACUGAUGAGUUCAGGAGAACUGUGAUGUUUCCAUGAGUAGCAACUCAAUGAUCUUUUGAUACUUAAAAAGAAAAUUUUGAAAAAGACUGAUUUAUUUAGGGUCAAAUAUUGCAAACACAAGUUCUCCUCAUUAUAUUAAACUAUCACACAAUUGGA